Messenger RNA from Racocetra fulgida, 861 nucleotides. NCBI's taxonomy places the organism in Eukaryota, Fungi, Glomeromycota, Glomeromycetes, Diversisporales, Gigasporaceae. The record is from the annotation of a GenBank genome assembly.
AUGAAUCAAUCAACGAAUCAAAGUCAAAAACCUCAGAUUCAAACAAGGCGUCCAAUAUCCAAUUAUGAAUACUUAGAUCCAACUCGAGAAGAUGAUUCGAUAGUGGAUGGUUUUCGUUAUAAAUCUGGUCGUCGAUAUCAUUUUCUUGACGGUGUAAAAUAUCCUCUGCCUUGUGAUACUGAAGAAACCUAUCGCUUAAAAUUAAAUUAUUCUAUUUCAAGAUAUUGCUGGAAAGGUAAUAUUUUCUAUUCACCCCUGGAAAAUGAAUUGGCCAAGGGUGGCAUGAGAGUUUUGGAUGAUCAACAACCUUCAAAUGUGGGUUUCUUACAAUGUAACAUACAUGAUGGUUUGCCAUUUCCUGACGAUACCUUCGAUUUCGUAUUUAUGUCUCAUAUGUUUACUUCAAUAACUGAAAGUCAAUGGCAAAAUGUUGUAGAUGAUUUAGUUAGGGUGGCAAAGCCGGGUGGUUGGAUUGAAUUAAUGGAAAGUGACUAUAUAAACCCUACUUUUGGUCCUGUAAACCGUGAGAUUCAAAAUCAAGACACUAUGCUUUUGAUUUCAAGAGGAAUAAAUAUGAAUAUUGGUCCUAGUGUUUAUAAAUAUUUCGAAAAUAUUGAUGAACUCGAGGAUGAAAUAUUCACUGGUCAAACUGUUACUCCUCUUGGUAAUGGAACUGUUGGAGAAUUGGCUUCUCACUUUGCAGUUCGAUUACAUGAAUAUAUGGGUAUAUCAACACAAGAACUUGAAGAAAAGUUUAAAAUAUGUCAAAAGGAAAUGGAAGAAUAUAAUACUGUUCUUAAUAUUCAUAGAUUUUAUGUUCAGAAAAAAAUUUGUACUGAAAAAAGCGAGGAUUCGUGGUAA